Caenorhabditis remanei is the source of this 927-nucleotide messenger RNA. RefSeq lists its product as uncharacterized. The record is from RefSeq and is a predicted model, not a curated record. The transcript has 6 exons. Lineage: Eukaryota; Metazoa; Nematoda; Chromadorea; Rhabditida; Rhabditidae. The coding region runs from base 1 to 927 and encodes 308 amino acids.
AUGGAAUUAGUGAUAGAAAAAUGUAGUGAGAGCCCAGAUUAUGCUGAAGAAUUAUCUGAUAAUGUAUUCAAUAGUGAUAUAGUCACUUCACAUGAAAUUCGCUAUCAAUUUCAAAUCAAUGUCAUCAAGACAUUCAUGUCUGGAAUGGAAAAGAAAGGAGUACCAGUUCCUGAUGCAAUUUACGAUCGGCUUGGUGUUCUCAUGGGAUUACCAGAGAAGGAAUUCGUAGAAAGGCUGUAUCUUAAUGAAGAAGGUGACAAGGUGCUGGCUAAAUUUUCCGAAGCAAUCAAUCAGCUCUCGAUGGGAACAACUGGAUUAUCAGUUUGGCAAGCAUCUUGUGAUCUUGCAAAUCUAUUCCGUCUAGUUCCUUCAUCCGAGUACAAGCGAGUUGUAGAGCUGGGCUCUGGGUGUGGAGUCAGUGGGAUGGCGAUUUCAAAAUUAAGUAAUUGCGAAGUUGUUCUCACUGAUUACGAUGAUAAUGUGUUGGAUUUGCUGAAGAAAAACGCGGUGAAAAAUGGACUGAUGUCUGAAGAAGAUGGAGACACAUCAAUAAAUCAAGCCAAAAUUCGUUGCCUUGACUGGUGUGAUUUCGAUUUCACCGAAUGGAAAGAACCCGCGGAUCUCAUUAUUGCAGCUGACGUUGUCUACGAUACUGCACUCCUCGCAUCCCUAUGCAGUGUGCUUCGUCUUCUACUUCGCACUGCGAAAGCCGCUAUCGUCGCUUGCACAAGACGUAACGAAGCGAGUAUAGGAUGUUUUGAACACCAUUUGAAAUGUGCCAAGCUCGAAAUAGUGGAGUAUUUUGAGUACGAAAACGGCGAAUACCGCACAUUAGACGACCUUUAUUACACUCAUCCGUCGAACUUCCCAUUCUUUUCCUCCCUCAAAACUCCUACAAUUUUUUAUAAUAUUCAGCCGAAGAAAUAA